UACUUCAUGUUUCCCUCUUGAAGAAAGUGUUCAAACUGUUUCGCAGCCGAUUGUAGCUGACGCGACCUUUUCUGUUUGUCUGAUAUCUCGCUUUUGGAUACUGUGAAUAUCACAGUUACAAAUAGUUUCAAAUAGUCGUUCGUCGAUCUUACAAAGUGCACAUAAAAUCUUUAAGAGGUACUAAUAAUAAGUCGAAUCACGAAGAAAAAUAAAGUUGAGCGGUGUAGUUAUACAAACAGAUUAUUGCGCCGAGCAAGUUGUAAAAGGGCAAAAUCUCUAUUAGGAGAGAAUCGAUAGAAAGAAAACGGAACAACUUUGAAAAGCGAUCCAUGUGGCAAACGUUAAAAAAAGGGAGUAGCAUUAAAAAGUGGAUAUGUCCUACGAAUGUAUUUCCUGCGGACAAAGGUUCAGUCAGAUGAAUUUCACAAAGCACCUUAUUGAGGACAAAGAAUGUUGGAUAAAGGUAUGGGACCAUGGCAACUACAAAACCAACGAUGAGAAAAAACUGGAAAGCCAUACACAUGUUCAUUCUAACAAACAAGAAGAAAGUAAUAUUAUAGGCCCGGAACCAUUUUUAAGCAGUAACACGUAUGGCAAACAUUCCAGCACAAGCAGCGGCAUUCAAGAGCGCAAAAAUAUACUUUACGAAUAUGACGAUUACAACCAAAAGUUUUGUACAGAGAAUGAGUUGACGAAUCACUUAACGCAGAAACACAAAGGUGUAAUGCACCAAUGCGAUCAUUGCAACUACGAAUUCAACGAUGAGAAACAUCUGAUGAGCCACAUACGAUGUGUUCAUCCAAACAUCCAGGAGGAAACUAAUAGUGUGAAGCCGGGACCUUCUUGGGAGGAUGAUCAGUGCGGCAAACAUUCUAACAGAAAUAGUUGCAUUGAAAACAAUAGGCCUUACGAAUGUGAUGUGUGUGACCAAAGGUUUCAUAAAAGAUAUGGAUUAAUAUAUCACUACAAGAAUGCCCACCGACGUUUAAUGUACCAAUGUGAACAUUGCAUAUACGGAACUAACGAUGAAGAAGAUAUGAAGAGCCACAUACGUGAUCAUUCUAACAACCAAGAAGAAAGCAUUAUUAUAGACCCGGAACCGUCUUUGGAGAAUGACCCGGGCGUCAAACAUUCCAGGGAAAACAGCUGCAUGGAAAACAUGCUUCACGAAUAUGAUGUUUGCAACCAAAAGUUCCGCCAAUUUAAUAAGGAGCAUCUGAAGAGCCAGGUACAAUGUGUUCAUCCUAACAUCCAGGAAGAAAAUAAUAGUGCAGAGCCGGGACCGUCUUGGGAGAGUGUCCCGGGCGUCAAACAUUCUGAGAAAAACAGCUGCAUUGAAAACAUGCUUCACGAAUAUGAUGUUUGCAACCAAAAGUUCCGUGAAAUUAAUGAGGAGCAUCUGAAGAGCCAGGUACAAUGUGUUCAUCCUAACAUCCAGGAAGGAAAUAAUAGUGCGGAGCCGGGACCGUCUCGCGAGAGUGAUCCCUGCGCCAAAUAUAUCAGCACAAAUAGUAACAAAAAAAGGUUCAAAUUAGAUUGGAAAUGUCAAGUUUGUAAUCAAGAGCUCUGUGACAACCAAGAGUUGAUGCAUCACCUAGUAGAAGUCCAUGGAAUUCAGGCAAAAUUCAAUUGUAGCCAAUGCAACUACAAAACCAAUUUCCAGUAUUUUUAUCAACGUCAUUGGAAAACAAUGCAUGACAAUUACUACUACCCGUGUACUGAACCCGGCUGUGAACAGGCAUUCAAAACGCGAACAUAUCUGUGGAGACACAUACAUAUUACGCAUCCUAACAUACAAAAGAAAAGUAUUGUGGACCUGAAACUGUCUUCAGAGAGUGAUCCGUGCGAAAGAAUACCUAUACUAUGCCUAGUCUGCAACCGAAUAUUUCCUGUUCAGAAAGAGCUGAUGGAUCACUUAAUAAAAGACCACGGCUGUCGAACGAUAUUCAACUGCAUCCAUUGCAGCUAUAAAACUAAUAGCAGGCAAGACUAUGAAAGGCAUAAUAGACUAUUGCACGCGGACAAUUACGGCUACGUGUGUACUACUGUGCCCGACUGUAACUAGAAGGGCAAAGUUCAAUAUAAUCUAACACGACACAUGCAAAGUGUUCAUCAUAAUAAUCAAAAGAAAAGCGAAAGUACGAACGCGGAGCCGUCGUUGGAGAAUGACUCAUGAAUCAAACAAUCCAGAAUAAGAAAUAAACAGCAAUAAAGAGCCCAAAAAUGUGCUUAAGGUUUUAAUAGAAAGAAAAAGUUGAAACAUCAUCUCUGAGAGGGCCAUAGAAGAACUGACUGCAGCGACUGCAAUUACACAUCUAACAAAAAACAGGACUUGCAAUAUCACAUUGCAUGAUAGCACGUGUACAAUUACCACUACGUAUGUAUUAAUAAAAGCUGUUACAAGAAGUUCAAAAUUGAAUAGGAUCAGAAGAAAAACGUAAAAUAUAAUCACUCGAAUGACUCUUAAUAAUGACGAAAAUAUAAUCAUGCUAACUCUAGUUUUGUAUAAAAGAUACAAGGAUGUGCAGAAAAAUUCAAAAGUAGACUGUAUCAUCUGUGGUAAUAUCAUACACAGGUAAAGUUUAUUUAAUCGUUUACUGAUGUAUGUUGACAGGACAAUUACUUGUUCUGUUUGCAAUAAGAUAUUUAGUAGGAAGGGCGGUAUGCGGAAUUCAUUCAUUGUAUCACGAGCCAACGAUCCUACUUCUGCAAGCUUUACGGCAUGGCAUUUGUCCAUUCGCAGUUUUUACGCAGUUAUAUGGAAAGAGGGAGAAAAAAUGUUCGGAGUAACUUCCGAUCGAAUAAUGUCAGUAGAUAUUGAAGCAUUAUUGCAAAACUUCUAGAUAGACAAGCGAUAAACAGACUGUCGAAUUAAGCGUAGAAAAAGUAUAAAAAAACCGUGAUGAAACAGUUUAUGCUUCAGUUUCCACACACUCGCUCAAACUUACAUCUUGAAACGCACAUAUGUGCUUAUGCGUGCACACACACAUAAGAUAUCCGCGUUUAGAAAAUAUUCGAGAUGGAAUUUCUUUGUAGAAUUAUAUUUUUGUCCUUUGUGAAUUGUGGUUUUGUUCCUGGACAUAUAUUCGCAAUAGUUCUACAUUUUCUAUACUUACUUAUGCACGUGCGUAAAAUGUUUUAU
Messenger RNA from Harpegnathos saltator (Jerdon's jumping ant), 3142 nucleotides. Its product is annotated as zinc finger and BTB domain-containing protein 41. The coding region runs from base 374 to 2065 and encodes 563 amino acids. The record is from RefSeq and is a predicted model, not a curated record. Lineage: Eukaryota; Metazoa; Arthropoda; Insecta; Hymenoptera; Formicidae. The transcript has 6 exons.